AGGAUUUUCCAGAAACUGCACAGAUCAGCACCAAAGGAGGAUUCAUCAAAAUCGCAUCGUUCUGGUUGCUCCGUAUCUAGUAGGACCCACACAAUGUGGGUUGUAUAGUAAAUGACACGUGGCGCUAACCCAGAGGCACGGAACAAACGUUGCCUUCUCGUUCUUCCUCCCUGUCACGGGGGAAAGACAGAGAAGAAGAAAACAAAACGAGAGAAAAGUGAUGAACAGUGAGUCUCCCAUUGGUUGGUGCGCUGAGUUCGUUCACGCGUGAGGGUAAAACGAAUGAGAAAGUUGUGGGUAAACCAUUUUUCAAAGUCAGAAGCAAACGACGGAGAAGAAGGAACGUUUCUUUUUCCAUUAUUUGAACCCGCUCCUUUAGACUCUCGGGUUUUUUAUUUUUAAAAUUUCUGUUCAAUGUGGACACAGAGAAUCCUCUUUUGAUCCAUUUGUCUCUCCUGUUAUUUCACAAGGGGUAAACAAAGUUUCAAAAUUUUGCUUUCCUGAUAAGAAAAUUUGAAUCCUUGAUUCUCUUUCUAAGCAUUUGAACGAGGAGAAUAGGCAUCGGAGUUUGGUCAUCCGGUCUUCGUUUGUCGUGGGCAAAAUCAGAUUUUGCUUUGUGGGCUUUGAUCCUUUCCUUGGAGAAGAGAGGAAAUCUUGGGUUUUUCCCCAAAAAAAAAACAUCGGAAUUUGGUAAUUAGGGGUUUUCAGAUCGAGAGGAUGAUACGGUGGUGGAUGACAUCGGCUCUUCAGUUGACGGAGCUAUUCGUGAGCUCUGUGGUUCAUUUGAUGUAUGGGUUUUAUAUUUUCAGUUCUGCCGUCGCCGGUGACAUUUUUCAGACGUUGAACGAUCGCGCCUUCAAGCCUAACGCCGACAUUCUGGUCAAAGACGUUGACCAAGUAAAGACAACUCCGACAACAGACGUCAACGAUUUGCCUCCCAUUGUUUUGGUCCAUGGAAUUUUUGGGUUUGGUAAAGGGAGGUUAGGUGGUUUGUCAUACUUUGCUGGUGCCGAAAAGAAAGACGAUAGGGUUUUAGUGCCUGAUUUGGGAUCAUUGGCGAGUAUACACGAUAGGGCUAGAGAACUGUUCUAUUACCUGAAAGGUGGACGGGUCGAUUAUGGGAAAGAACACAGCAGGGCUUGUGGGCACUCGCAAUUUGGCCGAAGCUACGAAAAAGGGGAAUAUUCAGAAUGGGAUGAAGACCACCCCAUACAUUUUGUUGGUCACUCUGCUGGGGCUCAGGUUGUCCGUGUACUGCAGCAAAUGCUCGCGGACAAGGCGUUUAAGGGUUACGAGAACACAAACGAGAACUGGGUUUUGAGUGUUACGUCGUUGUCUGGUGCAUUCAACGGGACUACGAGAACAUACUUGGACGGAAUGCAGCCAGAAGAUGGAAGGACCCUGAAACCCAUAUGCCUACUUCAGCUAUGCAGACUUGGAGUCAUAAUGUACGACUGGCUCGACAUUCCCUGGCUCAAGUCCUACUACAGUUUCGGGUUUGAUCACUUCAACAUGUCGUGGAAGAAAUCUGGACUGCGCGGCCUUGUGAACUGCCUGCUCGGAAACAGCGGCCCGUUUGCAUCUGGUGAUUGGAUCCUGCCCGACCUCACGAUCCAAGGAUCCAUGAAACUCAACGCAAGUCUCCGGACGUUUCCAAACACGUUCUACUUCAGCUACGCAACGAAACGCACCCGAAAACUGAUGGGACUGACUGUUCCUUCUGGCGUUGCGGGAAUUCACCCCUUGCUUUUUAUCCGAGUUUUGCAAAUGAGCCAAUGGCGUUUUCCUCCGGAUGUUCCGCUUCCGUAUAAAGGCUACAGAGAUGAAGACUGGCAGGACAAUGACGGAGCACUGAACACCAUAUCCAUGACUCACCCGAGAAUCCCACUCGAACAUCCCUCCCUCUUUGUUUCCAGCGACUCUGACUGUCUCCCGUUGCAACCCGGCAUCUGGUACUACAAGGUCGUGGAGGGAGAUCACAUAAUGUUCAUAGUGAACAGGGAGCGAGCUGGUGUUCAGUUCGACCUGAUCUACGACAGCAUCUUCGAAAGGUGCAGAAAACAUGUCUUCAGAAAGUCUCCUCAGGCAGUUCCGAACGAAUCUCUGCUUCACUGAACAUUCCGUACUGUUUUUUGUAGCUCUGUAGAAGAAGCCUCAAGGCUGAAUCCACAUAGACUCAUUACAGAAACCAUAAUAAGACCCAAGUACGUUAAAAAAAAAAGGUGUAAAGUUGCAGAUGUAGCAAGUCUUGUAGUUGUUGCAGCCUAAGAGAAUCUAGCUCAAACAGAAGGUUUGCCACAUGGGCCUGGUCUUGGGUCUGGGCGUGGACCCGUUUUCCACGUGACCUCGGUCCCCGAUAAUGAACCAAUUUUCUCCA
Messenger RNA from Tarenaya hassleriana, 2377 nucleotides. RefSeq names its product lipase. Lineage: Eukaryota; Viridiplantae; Streptophyta; Magnoliopsida; Brassicales; Cleomaceae. The record is from RefSeq and is a predicted model, not a curated record. The transcript is spliced from 8 exons. Bases 718 to 2115 code for a protein of 465 amino acids.